CAACCGCGCGGUGAAUUUAUGCGCGUUUUACGGUCGUUUUGGUUCACGACUGCUGUCGCCUUUCGUCGGUUAACUGUGAACGAUCGUUGACCAGUGACAACGACGACGUAACGUUGAAUCACUAGGCGACGACGUUUCGGUUUUGUGAAAAGUAUUCUACCGAGUAUUCUACAUCGAGUGAAUUAUUUGGAGAAUACUGGACGAUUCUCGUUUCGUAGCGAGGCAACACGCGGAUAGACGUCAGUGGGUGAAGAGUGAGCCACAGUGUUUUCUCAAGUGUUCAGCGUCGAAAGUAAUAAAGCGUCGAGUAGUUCAGAAGCGCUGGAGCGAUUAGAUAAACUUCUUGUAAAUCCUGGAAACCAGUGGCACAUGAAAUUCCGUGGAAAAGCAAUGCGUGGAGAUCGGACGUUCCGUCGAUUUACGACUAGCCAUUGGUAAUGCUUCUAUUUGCAAGACACGGCCAAAACCGUAUCUAUGACUAUACAACAUAUACGCAGAGUCAGUCGCGGCAUGGCGCACGAGCCGUUCUCAACGUUUUGAUGGGCCUGAUCGAGAAUAAACGCUGGAUACGCGGGAAAUUAUGAUGUUCAUCUCCGAGUGACGAAAAGAAGAAGAUCACGAUGCUGAGAGUCGGAUCUAUACUAGGCCUGUUGGUUCUAUUAACCGUCGCGAGAAAUGUCGUUUCCAAUCGCUGCUUGACGAUGCUUGAAGAGGUUAAUCCAAAGAAAAUUGUAUACGACGACAAUAAGGUGCUGAACAUCAACUUCGAGGUUUCCCGCAGAGUGACACAGAGGCUGACGUCGAUGAUCAUGAAGAUUUUCUUGUCAGAGGUGCUUGGAUACUCGGGUGUCUCUAUCAUCGAGAUGGAUGAUAAGUUCAAUGCUACCGUCACCUUCGACAGGCUAAACAACGUGACUUACGCCGUCUUCCUGCACAAGAGUGACGAAAUAUUUACUCAUCCCAUGGUGAAUAUGGAAACUUGGAUACCGCCCCAGUUGGACACGGUACCUCUGCUAAAUACACGGCAUGUGAAGGAUUGCGGAUCGGUCGCGUCCCCGGGUCACUUUGGUUGGUUCGUUCCCAAAGCGUUAUCGAGACUGGAGAGUUGGGUAACCUUCCUUAGGCCAGAGACCGCUGCACGUUUCGACGUGGACGACACCACGUUGCUCAGGAUCCAGAAGUUCACCAUAGAUCCGAGCGUCAAUUCGUUCUAUUGCGAGGAAAAGUACUGCCGUCAAGGAAUGUACGUUCCCAAAUGGUGCCAGGGUCACGAGCAGAUGGCACAACGCUGCGCUUUGUUAUUUGCCAGUCAGCCCGAUGUCACGAACUUCGUGAAAUCUGCUAUCGAAAAGAUGAAACUCUACGUUAAGGUGGCCUGGGUCGGGCCACACUUAAAGAACUUGACGGAUGAUUUGACUACAGAGUAUACGCAGCUCGCAAACAACUCGACGGCUUUGACUGAUAACAGGUCCCUGGUGAUUUUGCAUUGGACACCCAGCAGCGUGAUACCGAACGAGGAGGAUUUCGUGAUGGUCGAUUUUCCGCGAUGUAACGCAAGACUGAUAGAAGCCGGGUGUUACUACGAGUCCAACAGGUUGGCCAAGCUCGUAUGGUCCAAGCUAGAGGUAAUCGCGGACUUCGCUUACGAGGCGAUAAAUCAGGCGACGUUUACCGACGAAAUGUACGAGGAUCUGAUCAACCGUUACAAUAAACAUUCUGGAACAGUCGACGAGGAAGAGAUCGCCUGUAGCUGGCUGAAGGAUAACUUGAACUACACCUUGGACAAUUGGAUGACGACGAACAAAAACGAGCUCGUCGUGGGCGGUAUAUUCCCAAUGAGCGAGAGCUUCUACUCUGGCAAGUCGAUCGCAGUCGCCGCAAGAAUGGCGAAGGUGGCGAUCAACGAGAACAACACCCUGUUACGAAACUACAAUCUGAAUCUACUAGUCAACGACGGCCAGUGCAAGUCUGACACAGUGUUGAAGUCGUUUAUCGACUACAUCUCUCGAACAUUUUACACGCUGGUCGGCAUUUUAGGGCCAGCUUGCUCGGAAACGGUAGAGCCGUUGAUCGACGUCUCGAAACACUACAAGACGGUGGUGAUCAGUUACAGCGCAGAGGGGUCCAGCUUCAAGAACCGCAAACGAUAUCCGUACUUCUUCAGAACGAUCGGCGAGAAUAAGCAGUACAAACACGUUUAUCUGCAGCUGUUGAAGAAACUCGGCUGGCGACGUGUAGCGUCGUUGACAGAGGACGGACAAAAAUAUUCCGAGUACAUAUCCUACAUGCAGGACGUGUUCAGAGAUAACGGAAUCGUGUUCGUCGCGAACGCUAAGUUCCCGAAGGACCGGGAAGACGACGUUAUGAAGAAGCACCUGCAAGAUUUGAAGCAGAAGAAGGCGAAAAUCAUUAUCGCUGACGUUUACGAUCAAGUAGCACGACAAGUGAUGUGCGAAGCGUACAGACUGAAAAUGACAGCUGCUCAGGGAUACGUGUGGUUCCUGCCCCUCUGGCUUCGACCGCAAUGGUACGACACCGAUCGCUACAACAAGAUAGGCGAACAGGUACCCUGCACCACCCUGGAGAUGAGCAGAUCUAUAAACGGCCACCUUGGUUUGUCUCACGCGUAUUUUGCUCCGGACGACAGCAUCAUGCAGGAGGGAAUAACGGUGCGUGAGUGGCGCAAUCGUUACGAACAGGAUUGUAAAUCUCACCAAGAGCCACCCUCGAAUUAUGCUGGUUUUGCCUACGACGCGAUGUGGACGUACGCUUACGCGAUGGAUCGACUCUUAAAAGAGAACCAGAGUUACGCUUUCGAUCUCCACAGCGAUCAUACUAUCAACCGGUUGACGACCAUUAUUGGCGAGACUGACUUUGAGGGGGUGUCCGGAAGAAUUAAUUUUCUAGGAGGGCCUUCAAGAUUCUCGGUGGUCAACAUCCUUCAAUACGUCGAUAACGAAACCCGACUGAUUGGUAACUUCUACCCGGACGUCUCGAAAACGAAACACGAAGUGGUGGGUGGCAAACUCGAUUUGAACAUUUCUGCAUUCGUUUGGCUUUCUGGCAAGAUGCCAGAUGACGGCUCCGAACCACCCCAACGUUGCGUGAUCGCAGGUUUCGCAGAUUUCUUGAACGUGUCCUGCGAAGUUGCCUUCGUCAUAGCUAACAUUCUUGGCCUUGCUUUUCUGGCCGUGAUACUCAUCAUCGGUUUCAUCAUUGUCAAGAGAAAGUAUGAAGAGAAAGUGAAGAUUCAGGAGAAGUAUAUAAAGUCUCUAGGCUUGGGCUUUCCACAGUUGGACACCUCCGACUUGGACAAAUGGGAGAUACCUCGCGACAGGGUGGUGAUCAACCGAAAGCUGGGCGAGGGUGCAUUCGGAACUGUUUAUGGUGGCGAAGCGUUCUUCCCUGAGAAGGGAUGGGUCGCUGUUGCCGUAAAAACUUUGAAAGUGGGGAGCUCCACUGACGAGAAGCUGGACUUUCUUAGCGAGGUGGAAGUGAUGAAGAGAUUCGAGCACAAGAACAUCAUCAAACUAUUGGGAGUAAUCAUAAAGACUGAGCCAGUGCAGACGGUGAUGGAGUUUAUGCUCUAUGGCGACUUGAAGACGUUCCUUCUCGCGAGAAGACAUCUCGUCAACGACCACAGCUACGAAGAUUCCGACGAAAUUUCCAGUAAAAAAUUAACUGCCAUGGCGCUGGACGUAGCCAGGGCGCUCAGCUACUUGGCGCAGUUGAAAUAUGUUCACAGAGAUGUUGCCUCUCGAAAUUGUUUGGUGAACGCUCAACGAAUAGUCAAACUCGGGGAUUUUGGCAUGACUAGGCCCAUGUACGAACAUGAUUAUUACAAGUUUAAUCGAAAAGGAAUGUUGCCAGUAAGAUGGAUGGCACCGGAAUCUUUGGUUCUAGGAAUAUUUACUCCAGCUUCGGAUGUCUGGUCCUACGGUGUUUUACUUUACGAAAUUAUCACAUUCGGCAGUUUCCCUUUCCAGGGAAUGAGCAACCACGAAGUGCUGACUCAUGUCAAAGCUGGACAUUCGCUGGUCGUCCCCAAAGGCGUCAAAAUACAUUUAGAAAAUAUGAUGUAUUCCUGCUGGAGGAGGGAACACACGCAGAGACCAACUGCUCCAGAGAUCGUUGAUUUUCUAGCGACAAAUCCUCGAAUUCUGUCGCCUUGUCUGGACGUUCCUUUAGCUAGCGUACAAAUAGAGCACACCGGUCAGAUCGAGAUGCAACUCACAGAGAACAUCAGAAAGUUCUCGCUUUCCUGGCCAUCGCAGAAUCUGGCUACUCAAUCUUCGGCGUCAAAUCCUUUGGAGAUGAUUCCAAAUCCUCCUCUGCUCGACAUAAACUGCCCGGACGAUAAGCAGAGCGAAGUGUCGUUAUUAGGGGACAUUGACAGUUUUAAGCCUUUAUUGUUGAACACUGAAGAAUCAUCUUCGAUACCAGUUGUAAGUCAUCAUAACAUUGAACAAAAUGAGGAACAACCGCACAGGUAUAUGAACGUUCAACCAGGAAUGGUGAACGAGUAUCCUAAAUCUAACCAAAACGCUGGGACCAUUCAGAUGGAAGAAAGAAGCCCUAUGCUGCUGAAGAAUCGGAAUUCCCAGGAUGUUUCAAUUCUUUGACAGUAUAUACAGCACAGGAUUUCAAGACAGAAAUCAAUGGCGCAUUUCCACUGACGGGUCGAAUGCAUAUUCGGAAAAUAUGCGAAGAGUUCGUAUAGGAAAACCAGCGUUUAGUUGGUCAGUAAUUUUACUCUCUGAUGAAAGCACAGGGUACGUGAAACUCUGAAUAUGUGUUCUCUGAUUGAAAACGGAGAUAUUUUCUUUACUUCGCUUACGAAGUAUAGAUGAAUCGAGAUGUAGAGAACGUAUAAGAAGUACUUGUCACGGUUUAUACAAGUGAAUCUAUGUACAGUGACUUACGAAAGUAUAGAACAUUUACCAUGAAAAGCUUUAUCCAACAUUAUAAGUGUGUUAGGAAUGAUUUAUUAAAUCGGUCGGGGAACAACCUGGUUAGGAUAACUGGUUAGUACAUUUCAAACCUUUUUCUCGAUCAAUACAAGUUGCCCGUAACUCUAGUAUCAUAGUCUGAAAUUAUUAGCUCUCGAUACUUGUUUCUUUCCAUUUGUUAGUUGAGUUGAACAUAUAAUUAUGUAUGUGUAACUACUUAUUCGAGUACAUUAUAUGACUUCACAGACGUAUUACACUUCCUGAAGAUUUGCCACAUAAAUGCGCAUAUAAAGAUUCACGCUAACCUUCUCGAAAAACAUUAUACGCAACUUGGUGCGCAAAAAACAAUACCCCACCAAGUGCUGUAUAUGUAUUCUAGUGUCUUUUGUAUUUACUUUGCCCAUCAGUAUCUGGGUGAUUGAGAGGGUUUGCGUGAACGAAAGUGUACAUAAUUUUAAUGAUACCAAAUAAUGCGUAUCAAAUAAUACGUUUGCAUAGACUGUACUUUCAUAAUAUGACGUCGAUAUAACAACUAAAAUAUAGAAUAAAAUUUCCCUUCCAAAGAUAAAUGCAUUUAACGCUUGCUGAAUUUUUCAAAUAAAAUUAUGACUUUCAUGUUCGAACAAACAGUUUCUUAUUAAUUGACGAAAAUGUAAAUUGUAUUUUUAAAUGUUUUCGGCUUAUUAACAAUCAUCUGCGAAUAACAAAAUAAUGUUCAUCGAUGUAAAAAACAUAGAACUAUAUGAAAACAAAAAAACUAAAUCCGAUUAAAAACUUGCAAUUAGUGAAAUAGAGACAUAAAAUUUGAAAAAAAAUCUUUAUUUUGGAAGAAAGAUCAGACCAUUUAUUAGUUUAAAUAUAUUUAAGGAGAAAAAUCUCACUAGUACCUGACUAAUCUAUCUUCUAUUUUAGUCUUUUUUUCGUUUAAUAUUUUGUAAAUCGAUAAGCAUUAUCUUAUCGCAAGAUAGUCACUAAUAGGUAGAAAAGGUUUACAUAUAAAUGAACUUUACUUCAUCCUUAAGGUCGAGAAUAACUUUACAGUUCUUUUUAAAUAAAUCUGCCAAUCCAGAUACUUAGAUUCGCUUGUAAUUGUCGUGACAAAUUUUUAGUUUAUAAUCUGUACAAUUAGACCGUUUGUCUACGAGGAGAUUAAUAUCCUGCCAAUUUACCUAACGAGUAAUAGACCUAGGCUAAAAUAUAGGGUAUCAGCGAAUAGAACGAAAUAAUAUUUGUUGCAAUGAGACAAAAACACCGGUGCGAUUUUCCUUAAAUAAGAUGAAAAUGGAAGAACUGAUUUCGUACAUUUUUGCACAAUGUACUUUUGAGACUGAUAUACGUAGAGCAAUUAAGUUUUGGAUAUUUGUAUGUGUCGUUGCAGAGAGGGAUAACUGAUUUAUCAAUGCGACAGCGAUGGAAAUUUCUUGAGACAAAGAUAAGCUUCUUGAUUCUAAAGACCAAACGUUUAAUUUAUAAAAUUGAAGCAUUUUGUUUUUUACCAUAGAAAUGUUUGUAUUUGCAAUGAAAAUAAAAAUUGAGCUUCAGCUAAGUAA
Hylaeus volcanicus is the source of this 6499-nucleotide messenger RNA. RefSeq lists its product as uncharacterized. The record is from RefSeq and is a predicted model, not a curated record. Gene Ontology annotation, cellular component: signaling receptor complex. Gene Ontology annotation, biological process: protein phosphorylation; positive regulation of kinase activity; multicellular organism development. Bases 621 to 4622 code for a protein of 1333 amino acids. The transcript is spliced from 12 exons. Gene Ontology annotation, molecular function: ATP binding; transmembrane receptor protein tyrosine kinase activity. Lineage: Eukaryota; Metazoa; Arthropoda; Insecta; Hymenoptera; Colletidae.